Messenger RNA from Acinonyx jubatus (cheetah), 6680 nucleotides. RefSeq names its product SHC adaptor protein 4 (gene SHC4). Gene Ontology annotation, cellular component: plasma membrane. NCBI's taxonomy places the organism in Eukaryota, Metazoa, Chordata, Mammalia, Carnivora, Felidae. The transcript is spliced from 11 exons. Gene Ontology annotation, biological process: cell surface receptor protein tyrosine kinase signaling pathway; intracellular signal transduction. Gene Ontology annotation, molecular function: receptor tyrosine kinase binding. The record is from RefSeq and is a predicted model, not a curated record. Bases 663 to 2195 code for a protein of 510 amino acids.
AGUACUUCUGGCUUGUGGCCCGGACGGGAUGCAAGACAAGAUCUUCCAAGAGAGGGCAGCCGUCAGAAUCAACGAACUCAGGCUGAAGGGCCUUUGGCUCACAUACACGUUUUCUUUUUUAAAUGAACAAUCACUGGAACAAAUAAAGGGUUAAUAGGCCAGUCAUUGCCCCGCCCUGUGGGAGCCGGAGGGAGCAGGUUUGAAAGUUCCUGUGUGCUGAAGGGAAGGCUGGGGGUGGGGGGCGCUGAAUAUUUCUGCAAGGCUCCUGCACGGCUCGCUGGCGAUGCGGCGGGACGGGCUGGCCCGUGUUCGGCCCGGUUCGGUGCCUGAGAGUUGGCCGUGAGCGAUCCCUGCCGCCGCGAGCCCGGUCCAGGCUUUCCCAGCAAGGAAUCCAAGGCGAGAACACCGAGUGCUGCUGCUGGGGCCAGGGAGGGACUGAAAUCUACUGGGGAGGCGUUAUCUACCCCCCACCGCCCCCCCCCUCCCCCGGGCUGUCACCCAGAAGGGCCUGGGAGCCGAGGUGGGCGAGGGCGAGAGCAGAGUUGGAGAGGUGGCUGCCGCCAGUGGCACGGGGCGUUGAGGCAUUUGCUUUCCGUGCCGUUUAUCUAGCAGACGACGAGGCGAUUUAUGCAACAGUAUCCUGUUUCAGCACUGCCAAGGCUAUGCGAAAACGCGGUCAGGACAGCCUGGCAGGACUUGUGCUGUAUGUAGGACUCUUCGGGCACCCCGGGAUGCUGCACAGGGCCAAGUACAGCCGUUUUCGGAAUGAGUCCAUCACGUCCUUGGACGAAAGCAGCCCCGGAGGCUCAGUGGGGAGCAAGGGCUCGGCGCCUCCUCCCUACCCCACCCUGGCACCUCACCUGCCGGCUGAAGAUGCCACCUUGGCGUCCCAGGAGAGCCCCACCCCAUUGUGCACCUUGAUCCCUCGCAUGGCCAGCGUGAAGUUGGCCAACCCAGCCACCUUGCUGAGUCUGAAAAACUUUUGCUUGGGUACCAAAGAGGUGCCCCGGCUGAAGCUCCAGGAAAGCCAGGACCCGGCACCCAGCAGCCCAGCUUCCCCUGAAACCAGUCCAAAUAGGGCUGGCUCUGCACCUCUGCCGCAACCAGACCUGCUGGGGCACAGGGCAGCUGCCUUAACUCCCGAUGCCUGCCCCCUUCCUGGCCCUGGGGAGCCAACCCCAGGGAGCAGGCAGGACAGGCACUUUCUGCAGCACCUGUUGGGGAUGGGCAUGAACUACUAUGUGAGGUACAUGGGCUGUAUCGAAGUGCUACAGUCAAUGAGGUCACUGGAUUUUGGAAUGAGAACGCAAGUUACAAGGGAAGCAAUAAGUCGCCUGUGUGAAGCUGUCUCUGGGGCAAAUGGAGCCGUUAAAAAGCGAAAGCCUCCAGUUAAAUUCCUAUCAACAGUUCUUGGCAAAAGUAAUCUUCAGUUUUCGGGAAUGAAUAUUAAACUGACCAUCUCAACAUGCAGCCUCACGUUGAUGAAUAUUGACAACCAACAGAUUAUUGCAAAUCAUCAUAUGCAGUCUAUUUCAUUUGCCUCUGGAGGGGAUCCUGAUACUACAGACUAUGUUGCCUACGUAGCUAAAGAUCCAGUUAAUCAACGAGCUUGCCACAUAUUGGAAUGCCGCAGCGGAAUGGCCCAAGAUGUCAUCAGCACCAUAGGGCAGGCUUUUGAACUCCGGUUUAAACAGUAUUUGAAAAAUCCUUCUUUGAAUACUUCUUGUGAAAGUGAGGAGGUGCCUCUUGAUGGUCCUGCUGUGGAGAGAGAAGAUCAUGAGUAUUACAAUGAAAUCCCAGGGAAGCAGCCACCUGCAGGUGGUGUUUCAGAUGUGCGCAUCAAAGUCCAAGCCACAGAACAGAUGGCUUACUGCCCCAUACGGUGUGAAAAGUUGUGCUAUCUGCCUGGAAACUCCAAGUGCAGCAGUGUGUACGAGAACUGUUUAGAACAAAGCAGGGCAAUAGGUAACGCACAGGAGAGAGGAGGGCAGUGCCAACGAGAUGCCUCAUUGAUGAAGCACACGUGUCGAGUGGAUUUCCUCAAUGACCCCUGCUACAUAAAUACACAGGGUCUUCAAAGUACACUUGGCUCUUCCCCAAAUCAAAGCUCAGCUCACUCCCUGGGGAGCCCGUGGCACCGUCAGACCUUUUUGUCAUCCUUUUGCCUCUCCCGGACUUGGAGGGAACAUGUUUAAAUAAAGGCUUCAGGUACUUCUUCAGUCUUUAUUUCCUAUUAGGAUAUAGUGUACCAUAGCCCUCCUGGCCCCCCUGAUGCAAUUUUUCUCUCCAAAAAAAUUAAUUCCAACUCUAAAAGUAUAAAUAAUGUUGAUUUAAUAAAAUGAAAUAAGAUAGAGUAGGGAUAACCUUAUACAUAAAUUUCUGCAAAAUAUCUGAAAUAUACUUUUUAACCUUUCCUCCUUAAUGUUUCCUGAUAUUUCUUUCCUUACUUAGGCAUACUUAGCUUCCCUUUUCCAGUCAAAAGCUUACUGAUUAGUUCAGUAAAACAAAAUAAAACAAACAAAAACAAAUCUUGAGGCAUGAGUGUAGUAUCUCCCAAGCAUGCCUUCUGGGCUCCCCAAUUAAUCCUAUCACACUGUGUAGGAAAAGCUCAACACAAUCUUUAUUUUCACCAAACUUGGCAGAAGGGAAUUACUAGUAUUGAUACUAUCUAAUUUUUUUUAAGUUUAUUUUGAGAGAGAGUAUGUGCAAGUAGGGGAUGGGCAGAGAGAGAGAGAGGAAGAGAGAGAAUCCUGAGCAGGCUCCACACUGUCAGUGCGGAGUCCAACUUGGGGCUCAAACUCAUGAACUGUGAGAUCAUGACCUGGGCUGAAAUCAAGAGUCGGACACUUAACCAACUGGGUCACCCAGGCACCCCUUUAAGUUUAUUUAUUUUAAGAGAAAGAGAAAGAGAGAGAGAGCACAUGUGCAUGCACGCAAGUGGCAGGGGAGGGCAGAGAGAGAGGGAGAGAGAAGAAAGAGAGAAUCCUAAGCAGGCUUCGCAUUGUCUGCACAGAGCCAGACUUGGGGCUCAAUCUCAGGAACCUGUGAGGUCAUGACCUGAGCCCAAAUCAAGAAUUCUGUGCUUAAUUGACUGAGCACGCAGGUACCCCUGUUUUCUUAAUGGAGGUAUUAAUUGCUAUGAACUUCCCUCUUAAAACUGCCUCUGCUAGGAUCUCAUAGGUUUUUUUCAUUUUCAUUUGUCUCAGGAUAUUUUAUGAUUUACUUUUUUAUUUAUUCUUUGACCCGUUUGUUGUUUAGUGACAUGCUGUUUAAUCUCCACAUAUUUGUGAAUUACCUAGUUUUCUUGUAAUUGAUUUCUCAUAUCAGUGUGGUCAGAAAAGAUGCUUGAUAUGAUUUCAUUUUUAAAAAAUGUAUUAUGACUUAUUUGUGGCCUAACAUAUGAUCUAUCCUGGAGAAUGUCCCAUGUCCACUGGAGAAGAAUGUAUAUAGUCUAUUGCUUUUGGGUGAAAUGUUCUGUCACUGUCUGUUGAGUCAAUCUGGUCUAAUGUGUACUUUGAGGUCGAAAGUUUCCUUACUGAUUUUCGAUCUGGAUGAUCUAUCUAUUGUUGAAAAUGGGUAUUGAAGUCCCCUACCACUACUGUAUUGCUGUCUAUUUCUCCCUUCAAGUCUGUUAAUAUUUGCUUUACAUAUUUAUGUCCUCCUAUGUUGGAUGAACAAAUCUUUGUUAUUUUCAAUUGUUUUAUAGUAUUGUAUUAUAUGAGUAUAUCAUAGUUUAUAUAAUCAUCCCCUUAUUGAUGGACAUCUAUUUUUUCAUCCCUUUGUUAAUAUAAUAAUCAUUUCUACCCCGAAAUACCCAGUCACAUGUGCUACUUAAAAAUUGAAUGCAUCAGUAUGCUGUCUUCACAGUUCACAUUGGUUUCUUUAAAUGUCUUAUUCUUUAUCACUGGGAUUAUGUGCAAUUGUUUAAUUUGAUUUUGCUUGUCAGAUAUUUUUCUCUUCCUUAAGCCCUAGGCUCCCUGUCUGAGGUUUUGCCCAUCAGAUACUUAUGGGUGUGGAUAUUCAUAUCUGUCUUGGGCUUUCCCAAAUUUCUGAUUGUGAAAAAUAUGUUUCCAGUUGCUAUGGGAACUGCAAGAUGACAUGAUUGCUUUCUUCUAUGAUUCCUAUCACUUUUUUCUUUUUAGGUCUCACUUAAAUGUAGAGUGGCCGUAAUCAUGUUGCAUCCUUGAUCUUCACUACUUCUGAGAAAAUAUGUUAUUAAUUAUAUCAAGUCAAUAACUUACUAAAUUUUCUAUGGGAAUUUUAUGUAAAUAACUAGAUUUAAAUUAUGAGUAUCUUUCUCAAAGUCAACAUUAUGUGAGAAAGAAGUUGCUAAUAGGUAAUGUGCCACAAUGUUAAAGAGUAGUUGUAUUUGGUGAUGGGACCACAGGUGAUUAUUUUUCUUUGUUUCUCUGUGUUUCCCAGAUUUUAAAAACAAGUAGCAUGCACAACUUUUAAAAUUAAAACAAAUUAAAAAAAAUCUUUCAGAUAUUCUAGUUUUAGGAAAAGUAGAUUUUCAGCAAAUUUUUAGAUGAUUGAAAUGUCCCAGCACAGUGUGUGCUAUUCUGGUGCUAAUCUGGGAAACUGUGUUAGGAAAAUAUUGUCCAUAUCCUCAGGCUGGCCCAUGAUCUGUUGCCUCUUUUCAAGAUGAUAUCAUGUCUGUUUUUCUUUUGUUUUGUCCUUGUCCAAAGGCUCUCCACCCUUAUCUCAGAAUAAACUGAAAGCCAUCGUGCAUUAAGAUGUGUGCCCCCACACACGCAUGCAUGUAUCUCUCUUCCACUCACACAAACACUUUCCCUCUCACAUACACAAACACACAUGCAACUACUUAUCAGAGUUCUCUAUUAUGCCUCAAAGCAAGCAGCACUAAGGCCAACUUCAUUUAUUAUUUAUCAAAUCUGGACACGUUUUUUCAGCCUUUUUCUGGCAACAGUGGAUAGACCUGAUUGUGGAGGAGAAUAUUUUCAGCCAUUAAAUACAGACUCAAGAUAUUUUCGAAAAGACACAUUUGUGAAUGCUGCAUCAUAAUCGUGCUGUGCAGAGAGGAGUUCUUAAGUAGCGACAAAACUAUAACAUAUUAACAGGAGAAUUGGGUUAUGUCUGCAGGGACUGGUUGUCUAUAUCAAUGACUUCAUGAGAUUGUCACGUGUAAGUUGUAGAACUUAGAGUUAAGAGGAUUUCUCAUUUGCAAGACCCUUGCAUAAGGACAUGGAAACACACUUCUGCAUUUAUAAAGAUGAAGUGUGGCUUCUAUGCAAAAGAUCCUUUGCAUUUAAAUAGACAAAGUCUGAUUUCUGCAGUUAUUUUCCUAGUAAAUUUGCCAUGUAAACCAUACAACUUUUACCUGGAUUCAGACCUAAGAAUUUUUAUUACUUCUGGAGAUGCUGUAUAUCAUCCUGAUAGCCUUGGUAUUUUUUUUAAUGUUUAUUUACUUUUGAGAGAGACAGAGAGACAGUGUGAGCAGGGGAAGGGCAGAGCAAGGAAGACACAGAAUCUGAAGCAGGCUCCAGACUCUGAGCUGUCAGCACAGAGUCCCAUGGGGGGCUCAAACCCACAAACCAUGAGAUCAUGACCUAAGCUGAAGUCGGAUGCUUAACUGGCUGAGUCAUCCAGGCACCCCAGGCUUGCUCUUUACUUGGGACCAUUGUAGGUACUGCAGAAGUAGAGUUGGCUAGACCACUUUUGAUAAUGGAAAGAUUUUCACUUUUAAGGCAAGGGUUUUAGACUGUGGUGAUUAAUAACCUGGGCUUUGGAGUCAAAUAGAUGUCAUUUCAAACCCCAGAUUUACAACAUAUUAGCAAUGUGACUUUGAGUAAUUCAUGUGGUCUUUUUAAAGAUCCAUUUCCUUGCCUGUCUAGUUUUGAGAACCGAACAAGAUAUGUGUAGAGCACUGAGUGCUGCCUAUCAUAUAUGAUAAAUGAGGACUGCAUAAUAAUUAUUAUUACCAUGAGUAUCAAAACACUAUUACAUGCCACCCGGAUAUACCUUUUCAUCCCCUCUGCCCUCAACUCUAGAGAGUAUUUGUUCUGCAGAACACUGGGGAACUGCAUCAGACCAUGGCCUCCUUGAUGCUUUGCCUUAUUUUACCUGAUUAACUGUGCUUUAUCCACGCAGGUGAGUGACACAAACACCAGAGUGGUCAUUUAAUAGGAAUGCUGUGAGGUUCAGCAUAGCUUUGAAGUUUUUGUCAGAGGUAUCUCUGAAGCACAUUAGUAAUUUGGUUUAAAAAAUAAAAAGCUAAAUACUAAAAAGUGGGCAUAAUCCAAAGUUACCGUAGGCAUUUUCAAAGAGUUUGGGAAUGUGUUCAAAGUUAUCUUUGAUCCAGGUACUGCGUAAGCCUCUUUUUUCUUUAACAUACAGCCCCUGGGACAUAGAGUGCCUCUCUCUGCAGUUAUGAAAGCAAUUCUCACAGGUCAGUCCCAUUUCUCAUCUGAAAGGAAAACUCCUGCACCUGGUCAAGUCUUUCCUGCCAACAGAAGCCAAAGGCAAUGUUUGGUCCUACCAUUAAAUUAAAGCCUGUGGGAAGUUCUAGAAACAAAAACUCCAUUUGUUCUAGAAGCAGCAUUAUUUAAACAGUGCAUGACACACAGUAGGGCCUCAGGUUAUAUUUGCUGAAUGAAUGAAUGAAUGAAUGAAUGAAUGAAGGAGGAGGUAGCUUGGUGAUGCCUCUCUUUGUGUUUUGA